UUGACAGAUCUCUAUUUGUAAUGUGCGACACCGAAACUAAUUAUGAAAUUGAAAUAUCUCUGGAACUCAAAAUCUCUCCAUUUUAAUUGUAGUAAUUAUUAAAUUAUCAUUUUUACUUGAGAAUUUAAAAAAUAAGUACUUUGGAAAAUCGAACACAUAUCCGUCACCAGACUUCAUCAGAAUUGCCGUUUGCCGGCUCCCUCCAAAAUGACGGGAAAAUCAUACACAAUGAAAGAAAUGAAGAGUAUUGUGGAGUACUUAGUAGCUCACCGAGUGUAUGGUGAGGUAAAGGGAAGAAAAAUGUGGAUGGAUUUUGCAAGCACAUCUGAAACAUCUAGAACAUGGCAAAGUUUAAAGGAAACAUUUUUGAAAAGGAUUCUGCCUGAUAUACACAACCCAUAUUAUAAACUAACCAAGGAGCAGAUAUUGAGCUUUAGACAAGGAUAUGACAUUGAAACAAGAGAAAAAAACAAACUUGAAGUAUGUGCAGUAGGUGAAGAGUCAAUUUCCAAAGAUGAAAGUACAAAUAAGGCCCACCCCAGUACAAGUAAUGACAAUGAAGGAGAAAAAGUGUCAGGUGAGGAUGAAAUUUCUUCAAAAAUACCACUACAUAACAGAGCCUCUACUGAAACUAUUGUACUUGAUUCUGAUGCAAUAGAGAAAGAAUUGGAGUCUCCAAAGUGCGACAAAAGAAGAGAAUCACAAGAGGAAAACUCGUAUAAUAAAAAAUUAAGGGACUGUAUAACUUACGCGGAACCACCGACACCUUCCAUUUUACAAGUUUUACAUGAUUUUGUUACUGAUGAAUCUGAUGACUCAAGUGGUGAACCAGUAUUAAAGAUUGAUGAAAAUAUCACAUCUGACAUUGAAAAGCAAUCAAGCAAGACUCAAACUGAUGAUAAAUCUGAGGAUAAUAAUAAUAAAUCUAAUAUUGAAAAUGGGCCUGAAAGAGUGUCACCAUCUACUGUUGUUGUUAACAAUUCAAAAAGUAUUGAAAAUACUUCAGUAAAUGAAAAACCUGAUCCAACAAAACAAAUAGAAAAUGAAGUAAUUGCUGAAGAUAAUAAUAAAAACAAUACCAGUCAGCUAGAUGCUUCUUCUAAACUGAAAAAUAACACACAAAGUAGUUCUGUUAAUAGUAACGAUACAGAAUUGCCAGGUAAUCAAGAAGAAUUUGCAUCUAUUACUCAUCAGAAAACGAAAGGAAGUUCAGAAAAUGGAGAUUUCUAUAUAAUAUUAGAUUCUAAUAAAACUAUGGGAAAUACUAAAAUUAAAUUAUCCAGAAGGAGAGCAAACUCUGAGGACAUUUCAAUAAAUGCUGAAAAAAAAAAGAAUGUGGAACAGAAUAAUAAACAAAAGUCUAUUUCUGAAGCUGGAUCUGAUGUUGCAGAUCAUCAGAAUGAAUUAAUACACCCUUCAUCCUUAACUGACAAAGAUAACAAGAAAAAAACCAGUAAUGUUCUUGAAAUAGAUAAAAAUAAUGAAGAUCAAUGUAACAGAAUGGAAAAUACAUCUCCAGCUAACCGAAGCGAGGAAAUAUCUUCUUCUCAAUUAAACCCAUGUCUGAAGAGUGUAAGUUUAUUUGCUGAGCAGUUUAACACCACAAAAUAUAGUGAUUCUGAAUCUGUUGAAGAAGUUACUAGUAAUAAAAAUGGUGGUAAGAAUGAAAAUAAUGAAGCACAUAGUUCUGCUAAUCCUCCAAAAGAAACUAUUCAAGACAAUGUUGAGAAAGAUAAAAUAAAACAUGCAUCCAUAGACAUUAAUAGUGUAGUAAUCUUAAAAUCACGAUCUGAAUCUGAUUCUGAUAAUGGUGUGCCCUCAAAGAAAAUUAAAAAUAUAGAUCCUAUACAUAAACUACAAAGAGAAAAAGCCUUAGCUAGUAUAUUUGGAUUUUCAACUGGUGGAAUGGUUAAAAGACGCAAGAGGAAUCUAAGCUGUCAGAAGCCGUCCACAUCGCAGCGUUAUUCCCAAACUCGUGUAAAUGAUAAAAGUCUAGAAUCAAGCGAGUGGACGUCAGAGAGUGACUUUGAAUACACGUCACCCCCGCGCGGUCGCAAGUACAGACAGAGUAGAAAGUAUGUGAAACCGAAAUCAGCCCGUAUAUUAUCAUUACAAGAGGAAGGUGGUUUAUUCGUUAUGCAUGGAAAGAAAAUCUACCCACUAGUGAAAGACGGGAAUAUUAUAAAAAAUUAUCUCACAUACGAAUCCGAAGAUGAUCAAGAAGAAGAUCCUACUUAUUGGAAGAAAAAGUAUGAGGAAGAAAAAAGAAAAACGGAACAAUUAAAAGUAUUGUUAGAUGUAGCCAAGGAAUCGAAGAAUGUAAGAGAAGUUUCACCUAUACUUCCCACCCACUCAUUACGAAAAAUACCAAAAUUACAGAAUAGUGCAUCACCAAGUAAAUCAAAUGAAACUAAAGAACUACUUCCUGUACAAACGGAAAAGAAAGAAGAGAACACAGAAGAGAAGAGAGUAAAAAUAAAAUUUACUAAGAAUAAUGAGGAGGUGCAACUGGAGGGCCAUUGGUCACAUAUUCACCCGGUUCUUGCAGAGGUGGUGCAAUUUUUUAACAAAGAUGAAAAAGAUGGCGCUCGAGAUGUACCUGUAACCAAUGGUUCUGUAGCAAGGCCGUGCAACAGGGACUUGAAACCUGUUACCACUGUACCUGUUACCACUGUACCUGUUCCCACGGCAUCUGCUACCGCUGAACCUGAGGCUGCACUACCUUAUGAUGAAGAGGUCCGUAAGAAAGUGAAUACCUUAGAGAGUGAGAUAUUUAAAGAAAUAGAAGACAGAGAUAAAGAAGAAUUAGCAGACUCAACAGACCAAGAAAAUAUCACUAAAAGAAAGAAACCUAGCAGACCGCCAAAGUUGUCUGAUUCCAAUGAUAGCACGUCAACCACGAACACAUCACGGUCACCACGACCGAAGAGGAGUAUGAGGAACAGUAAAGCUGACAAAAUAGAAGUUGAAAAUCUAGACACAAUUGCGAACACAAAUGUUGGAAAUAACUCGGUGACACCUCGCAAACGUCAGAGUAAGAAAUCAAUAAAAGUUAUAGAACAAACCACCAACACUCCUGAUAAAAAUAAAAGGAAUAACUUAAAUAGUGAAUCGGAAUCAAAAUUAAACGAAUCUAAUAAUUUGAAUGAAGAUGACGAAAUACGCUACAUGUUUCCACCAAAUCAACAAACUAAUAGGAAACACACAGGCGAAAUCAACAAGAGACAGCGGCCUCGUAGAAGCUUAACGGGCAUCCAUAAAUUAUGCGCUUCAGCAAAUCAGCCAGAAAAUUCUAUAGAUAGCACACAAGGGUAUCAGGAUUCUGAUGUAAGUCCAUCUUCAAAUCGUAUAGUUUUGAGGCGAAAAAGGAAAUCAAGCUUCUCCAAUGUACUUCGUAAACGAAAGAUUAUACUGCGGUAUGGAAAUCAAAGGAAAUCGCAUCCUUAUUUCUCUGAUGAUACUUCCAAUGAAUCUAACAGUCAAUCUCAAGUUCUUGGACACAAAAGUAACAGCACCUUGAAUCCUGAAGUAUACAAAUCGGAGUCUUACCAAAUGCUGAUGCCGCAAGAUCGGUACAAUUUUGGAGUUCUGAAUAAAAUAGAAGAAAAUCACACUACGCCAAACGAAUUGGCUAACAGUAACUUAAGCAAACCACCUGAAAUACACAUUGACAAUGAUAUCAAUGAAAAGAAUGUACACCAAGAAAAUAAUUCAAGCGAUUCUAUUCGCGGUAGUAUAGAAGCAGUGAACUCGAGUAGUGUCUCUUUACCGUUAUCGCCUGAACUGUCAAUCGUAGAGCAAUUGUCUGUAAGCAGGGAGCUAUUAAAAAGUUUUCAAGACCGCCCUAGUAUCAAUGAAAUUCAAGCUCUCAAUGAAGAGGCGAAUGGAUGCAUAAACCCCAAUAAGUAUUUGAUUUCUGAUUUAGAUGUGAGUAUGCCGCUAAUGGAGCAAAUAUGUCAGAUUCAAAAGAAUAGCCCCUCAAAAUGUAAUACGAACAUCCCAAAUACAUCUACUAUAUCACAAUCAGUAUUAGACAAAAUAGAUGUAAAUAUUAAAGAAGCUUCUAUAUCAGAUUCACUAGAUCUAAAACUACGAAACUUAUUGUUAGAGAGUGCCAAAAAGAUGCAAGUAUCACAUGCAAAAACCAGCAGAAAUAUUUCAAAUAAUAAUGAAAAUAUCGAAAUUACAUCAGACAUCAAUUUGAAAAAUAAAGCAAAAUCUAAAAAACGGUGUUCAACACCAUGUAAACGAAAAGACACAAAGAAACGUAAACUUCCCGACAUAGGCCCUGUAGUUGAAGAAGAAUGUAUGGAAUUCUGCUCCCAUGGAGGUAGAGAACCCUUUCCACCUAUUCCCAUUUUAACUAGUGAACUUACUAAAAGUAAUAAUGAGAUAAAUGAAGGUAACCCAAGUGAAAACGCAAAUACUGGCAAUAAAAGGAAAAAAUUAAAAAAAGAUAUUCUUAAAGUGAAGAUAUUGAGACCAAAGAACAAGAACCCGAAAAAAGAUAGAUCAGAUUUUGAGAAUAAACCAAGAGAUUGUAGUAGAGUAUCUGCACAAACUGAUAGCGGCAUAAAUGAUGCGUCGCACUUGUUUGUAGAAAGCUUGAAUGAUAGCAUUGACCUUAUCCACAAUCAUUCUGAUACUUGUCUACAAACAAAUGAAUGCAUGGACAGUGUUGAACUUAUAGAGGCGAAAAGGUCAAUUAUAUCAUUGAAUACAAACUCUGGGGACUCACCUGACAGAUUUAUAUUUGUGGCCAGAGACAGCAGUUCCUUGUCAAACGAAUUGUUUUGUAGUAAUGCUCAAGAUGGGGCAAAUAUGACAUGUGCAAAAGUCGGAUCCAACAACGAUUCGGUAUACCACAGUCCUAUAGCCAGUGAAAUUUCUGCUAAUAGUCUUAUAACAGAAGACUUAUCCGAUGAAUUGCCGUGCCUUUCCGGCAAAUCACCACUUACAAAUAUUCCUACAUCUAAAUGGUAUCUUUUAAGUGAAGAUGAGACUACAAAUACGAACUUACAAACCCCCAGUGUUGGUGCUAAUCUUAACCAAAUAUUCCCAAUAACAUGUGCAGUGCCUAACCUCUCCACAAUCACUGAAAUGUCUAAAGAAACCGAGGACAAUAGUAGAAAGCCAACAAUAGACAUAAGCGAAGAUAUAAAAACUAAUUUUGAUUCACAAUGUUUGUUUAACUUUUACUUAAGUUGAAAAUAUUGAUAUUUAUUUAUCCGUUUUUGUUAUUUAUUCAAAAUAGUGCAUAAUAAUUUUAGUCUGCUAAUAUACAGGCGCAUAUUCGGUAGGUUAUAUUCGAUUAUCCUGUCUGAUUGUAAAAGGCGAUAGAAAUCAAAUAUCUGACUAGAUUCCAUAGGG
Messenger RNA from Achroia grisella, 5370 nucleotides. RefSeq lists its product as uncharacterized. NCBI's taxonomy places the organism in Eukaryota, Metazoa, Arthropoda, Insecta, Lepidoptera, Pyralidae. The record is from RefSeq and is a predicted model, not a curated record. The transcript has 18 exons. The coding region runs from base 208 to 5208 and encodes 1666 amino acids.